AUGUCAUCCAAUAUUAAUCGCGGUACAUCGGAAGUCGUUCGUGUGGAACCACAGAGUAAUACACAAGACUUUCAUCAAGAACUACCUUGCAACGGUCGUGCUUGUAUUCGUUGUGGUAAGUGUCGCGAUUGGGUUUGGAUUGAUGGUCACAAUCAGUGGAUGGUAGAACGCAAAUAUUAUAUUAGGCGUCCUGAUGCUACUUGCACAGGUUGCUGUGGUGGUCAAUAUGAUAGUCGAUAUGACUAUGAUUCUUGUUAUGGUGGUGGUUCCUAUUACCAUUUUUUUUGUGGUUGUUGUUUCUUUGGUCGUCAUUGUGAAUGUGAUGAUAACCGUCUUUUAGAGUGA
This is a messenger RNA of Adineta steineri, 345 nucleotides long. NCBI's taxonomy places the organism in Eukaryota, Metazoa, Rotifera, Eurotatoria, Adinetida, Adinetidae. The record is from the annotation of a GenBank genome assembly.